AUGGCACUGGCGCUAUUUGUUUUGCUGUAUGUGUAUGACCAUGGCGAGCGGUUCGAGCACCAUGGGUUCUACAAUCUACUGGUGUUUUUGCUGAUUUACGUGCCACUGAAUCUGGUCAUCGUCAGCCUCUAUGUGCUGUACACAACAGUGCCGCAUUUCCUGGCGAUAUUGUUCUUGGCGGUUCUUGGGUUGGCGUGCGGCGUCACAGUGGCGCUGCGGCACUACAUUACGGUAUUUGACCAAGGGAUGUUUGACAGAAUGCGCGCAGUUCCUGGCGAGUGCCAGUGGCAAGGAAACAACUACCCGCUGGUCGAUCUGCUGCCGGCAGGCACGCAGAACUUCUGGGCUGGCAGCAUGAUGUGCAAGCCAGAGGAUUUGAAAUUCGAGGCGAGUAUCGAUGGCGAAGGUCUGCUUAGCGUCAAUUGCUCGCAGAGCUCCGUGUACGUCGAUAUCCUGCCGGAGACCAGAGAGUGGCCGCUCAAGGACAAGUCCAAAUGGCAGGUGUUCAAUCACCGGGUGCUGGACCGCACAACACAUGUUCCGUACACAAAGCCAAUGCAGCUCAAUCCGGGCACGCAGGCCGUGGUGGUGCGGUGCGGUACAGGUAGCAAGAUCGUAACAAGGGUUAGCCCGCGGCCCUCGGAGCUGCCGAAAUUCACGCCGCCCGCCGAUACGCGCAGCCCGACCGAGCAUUUGGAGGACCACCCGGGCGCGCCUCAGAAGCGGCCAAACGUGAUGUUCCUGUUUGUUGACGCUGUCUCGCAUAGACAGUUCUACCGGCGACUGCAGAAAACCGCAAAGGUGCUUGCCACCCUGCACGAGCCGGGCAAGACCGAACUGACCGAGCUCUUCCGGUACCACUCACUGGGUGUCAGCACCGACAACAGUACCAAGGCCAUGUACAUGGGCGAGAUAUUCCCUGGGCGCAACUCUCUGCCGAUCUGGGCGUAUUUCCGUGACCGCGGGUAUGUUACUGCUCGCGUGGAGACGUCGUGCGAGGACUGGGCCACAACAUAUAUUGCGGAUAUGUUCGAUUCACUGGAUUUUUCGGUCGGCGGACGCAGUCUGGACUAUGAAAUGUCGUCACCGUUCUGCAUGCCAGAGUUUUACCCGAGCUCGGGCAACUCGUUUGGUAACUUCAAGGGCCCGUUCUCGAUCACAGCAAGGUGUUUGUACGGGCGGCAUGUGCAUGAGUACGGAUUCGACUAUGUCAAUCAGUUCAGGAAGGAGAUGCGGGAGGCGAACGAAACCAGGCCGUACCUGAUGAUGCUCAAUCUGAUGGAGGGACACGAGGGCACGGGCGAAGUUCUGCGCUCGCUCGACAACAGGCUGUCGCAGUUCCUCGUGGAGCUGAAGGAGAGCGGGGAGCUGGAGGACACGGUGCUGUUCUUGCUGUCUGACCACGGUCUGCACAUGGGUUUGAAUUUUGCAUUCCUAAACAGUGGGCAGAUUGAGCACAAAAACCCGUUCUUCUCGAUGGUCAUGCCAAGCUAUUUGCGCUCAUACGUGGACCAGCACACUAGGCACGGGCUGUAUACGAACGAGCAGCGCCUGACGACGCCGUUUGAGACGCAUUAUACGCUCAAGACACUGGCCAACUGGCCAAGGUACGACCAGCAGGAUUUCGACCGCUCUCUGUUCACACCGGUGAAGGCGGCACGGACGUGUGCCGAGGCAGGCGUGGGAGCAAACUUUUGCAUGUGCAAGUAA
Messenger RNA from Linderina pennispora, 1710 nucleotides. Its product is annotated as DUF229-domain-containing protein. The transcript has a single exon. The record is from RefSeq and is a predicted model, not a curated record. NCBI's taxonomy places the organism in Eukaryota, Fungi, Kickxellomycota, Kickxellomycetes, Kickxellales, Kickxellaceae. Bases 1 to 1710 code for a protein of 569 amino acids.